Molecule: messenger RNA, 1539 nt
Organism: Metopolophium dirhodum (rose-grain aphid)
Lineage: Eukaryota; Metazoa; Arthropoda; Insecta; Hemiptera; Aphididae
Product: mantle protein-like
Exons: 1
Coding region: 76-1104 (342 amino acids)
Source: RefSeq, a predicted model, not a curated record
CGCAGACAAUUCAGCACCAUUCACAUUCAGUUCAGUCUGCUGCAGGUUCGACGACCACUGCGACCAACACACAAGAUGAAAGUAAUAUUGUUUUCAGCGUGCGCAUUCGCGCUGUGCGCCUAUACCUUGGCCGCAGAAGAGUCGGCCAAGAAAGCAAAAUCGGACGACAACCAGUCCAAGAGAAGCGUAUCCGAAUUCAACUACGGAUACGGCGGCGGCUCCGAAAUCUCGAGCGGCGGCUACGGACACGGCGGCUCUGAAUUCGCAAGCGCCGGCUACGGACAUGGUGGCUCUGAAUUCGCAAGCACCGGUUACGGACAUGGCGGCUCUGAAAUCGUGAGCGGCGGCUAUGGACAAGGAGGCUUUGGUGCCGGACACGGUGACUAUAGUUCAGGAGACAUCGGUGGAGGUUACAGUGAAUCAUACGGUGGCCACCAACAAUCAUCGUAUCACCACGUACCCGUCAAGACCAUAACCAAAAAUGUACCACAACCGUACCCCGUGGAAGUAGCCAAACCAUACCCAUACCCGGUCAAAGUGGCCGUUCCCGUUGACAAGCCGUACACCGUGGAAGUACCCAAGCCAUACGCCGUGCACGUGGAAAAACCAUACCCCGUCAAAGUUCCAGUGCCCCAUCCAUAUCCCGUGGUCAAGGAAAUACACGUACCCUACAAAGUGCCGGUAGAUCGUCCGUACCCCGUGCACGUAGACAAACCGUAUCCGGUGUACGUCGAGAAGCGAGUGCCGUAUCCAGUCGAGAAGGCUGUCCACUACCCGGUCAAGGUGCCCGUCGACCGUCCAUAUCCAGUGCACGUACCAGUUGAGAAGAUCGUACCAUACCCGGUCGAAAAGCCCGUCCACUACCCGGUUAAGGUUCCCGUCGAACGCCCGUACCCCGUACCAGUGGUGAAGAGUAUCCCUUACCCGGUCGAGAAGCAUGUGCCGUAUCCAGUGGUCAAGGAAAUCCCAUAUCCAGUCAAAGUGCCCGUCAAAGUUGAAGUAAAAGUACCGUACCCAGUCAAGACUUACCAGCCCGAACACCACUACGAACACCAGGAACACCAUGAAGAACACGAUUACCAUCACGGAAGCAGUGGAUAUUAAUUCAACUCACGUCUCAAUCUAGUCACACUCGAGCCCAAAGUUACCAGUUUACGUAUGUUACGUGUACAAGUAUGGUACCUAUAUCAUACUUACACGAUGUAAUUAUGUAAAGUAUUUUAAUUUUAUGUUUAUUUUACAUUAUUUUGUGAUCGAAGCUAAUGAGAAUAAUUUGUUGAAUAUUUUCUUCUUUAAAAGUGAAAAGAUCUCGUAAGUUGUGUGGUCGCAAUAUUAUUAUACUAAACAAGGUAUUUAGUAUACUUAUGUGAUAAUAGUACAAUAUUUGCGUGACAGAAAUAUUAUGAAAGUAAUAUUUGUGUUUGUACUUUUUUUUUAAAUACUUCUUUGUUAAAUAAUAUGUACUAUACUUUUUACAAAUAAUAUAUUAUCUUUGUAUAUGUGAAAAAAAAGUAUGAUAAUAUAUUAUAUUAUUUUAUA